Messenger RNA from Phodopus roborovskii (desert hamster), 645 nucleotides. Its product is annotated as zinc finger protein 120-like. The record is from RefSeq and is a predicted model, not a curated record. NCBI's taxonomy places the organism in Eukaryota, Metazoa, Chordata, Mammalia, Rodentia, Cricetidae. The transcript is spliced from 4 exons. Gene Ontology annotation, biological process: regulation of DNA-templated transcription. The annotation marks the transcript as partial.
GGUACAGUGACCUAUGACGAUGUGCACAUCCACUUCACCCAGGAAGAGUGGGCUUUGCUAAAUCCUUCUCAGAAAUGUCUCUACACAGAUGUGAUGCUGGAAACCUACAGGAACCUCACUGCUAUAGGCCACUUUUGGGAUGACCAUAAUAUGGAAGAUCACUGUCAAACUUCUAGAAGACAUAGAAGGAAUGAAAGAAGCCAUAAGGGAGCACAUCCUGUGAAUAUACACAAUGAAUGUGUGAAAAAAUUUGUAUGUUACAGUCAUCUUCAAAGGCUUGAAAAAAUUCAUACUGGAGAGAAACCAUAUGGAAGUCUUCAGUACGGUGAAGUCUUUGCAUGUCACAGUUUCCGCCAACUCCAUGAAAGAACACACACGAUCGAGAAAACCUAUGAAUGUCACUGGCAAGAGGUCUCAGGCCGGGCCCACAAUGAAGUGAUGGAUGUCCAGAAGAAGAAAUGGCGUAUAUUCUGUUCCUUGGAAUGGCCUGCUUUCCCUGUGGGCUGGCCGAAGGAUGGCACCUUUAACCUUUCAACUAUCUUGCAGGACAAAGCCCGCAUUCUCCGUCCAGGAUCACUGGGUCACCCUGACCAGGCUCCCUAUAUUCUCACCUGGGAAAGCCUGAGCAGUAAUCCUCCUCCUUAG